ACAAAUGGCUACAAAAUCGCUCAGUUUCAAAUUUAUUGCUGAUUUUUAUCAUAAAUGUUUUCAGAGCCAUAAAAGAUGUGUUUUCUUGUGUGUGUUUGGUUAUUCCCUGUAGGCAAUAGUUACAGCAUCCGUCCUGUGAGGCAGCGGCCAACAUGUGCAGGGUGAUCCGCCGCUUGGGUUCCUUAAAAACCUUGAAGAUUCUUGUGAUCGCCUCUCCUGUUCUUCUUGUUCCUGUAAGUCUGAUGGUGGGGACCAUGCGACUGUCUGGGACAAUCACCCGAUUCCUCAUUCACAGAGACACCCUGUCCUCUGUGCACGUGACCUAUGAUGACACGUGGCUGCAAGCAGCACACACGCGCAGCGCAGCCUCGGGGUAUGAGGAGCUUUACGUGGGGGACCAGCCGCUCUUCGAGCCUUGCAACACUUCUCUCCCACCCGGACAACCAGCUUGGGGACCGUACAAAUACGUCGGACCGUUUGAGUACGUGAAGGGCAGCAAGAACCCUUGCUGGCACAGUGCUGCAGGGAGGCUCAGUUGUGUCCCCUACUUCUACCUGGCGGGCGUGUCCAAGAGCGGGACAUCGGACAUCUUCCAGCGCAUCUCUCACCACCCUGACGUCAUCGUCAGCCACAAGGAGCACCACUGGUUCGACAGACACCGAUAUUAUUCAAGAAACUUAGAUGACAACUCCUCGUUUGAAUGGUACCUAGAGAGGUUCAGGAAUGUGACACAAGCCAUUCAGCGUGACCUCCUGACCUCUUCUUUCAGCAAGAAAAUCACGGGCGACGGAAGUCCAAGCUACUUCUAUGACAGCCUGCAGUGGCAACGGUAUCCAGGCAACGAGAACUGCACCGAGCCCCGGAUGCUGCUCCCUCACCACAUUCGUCAUCUGUAUCAUGAGGCGCGCAUUAUUUUGUCUUUUCGGCAUCCAGUUUCCAGACUCUACUCCCGUUUCCUGUACGACCACAGAAAAGACAACUCCUCCGAAACCUUUCACAGUUGGGUGGUGGAUGGUCUCGCCAAGUACCUCCAGUGUUUCCGCCGCUGGUCCCUCCGACACUGCGCCUACAAUCGCUCUCUCGCACAGACUGUCCAGUUAAGGAUAAAUGAAAACCUAUACCCAGUAUUGAUGGAAGACUGGUUGAGGGUGUUCCCACGACAGCAGCUGCUUCUGAUCCGCUUCGAAGAUUACUGCCGCAACAUGUCACACGUGUUGUCUCGUAUUUUCACCUUUCUAGACCUGGCUCCGCUGAAUGAUACCGAAAUGACAAAGAUAGCGUCCACGGAGAAAAUCAAAAACAAAGGGACUGGGUACAAGUCUGCCGGACUCAUGCUCGCCAAGACCGCGCACAUCCUGCAGGAGUUCUACCAGCCAUUCAUCCGCCGGUUUGCCCGCUUAGUGGGCGACGACAGCUACCUGUGGACUGACGUCACAAUCUCACACCAGUAAUGCUAUAAUUAUCAUCUUGUCUAUAAGAAAUUCCCAUGGACUGAAGUCACAAUCUCGAUCACACCUGACGUCGAUGUUUUCUGUAUAUAAACCACAAACUUGUAUUACUGGACUGCUGGCAGACGAUUUCUUUACAGUUUACUAAAACGAGGCAUGAGACUACAAAGCUUCCGGUUUAGUCACAUUCUCUGUUUAGGCUCACCGAGACUAACAGCGGAGAACUUCUCGGCAGACAGACAGCAGUCCACCUACACAUGUCCGUGGUACAAUCAUAACGUCUUUCUGUGCACGUGAUGAUGUAGUCGUGCUUCUCGAGUACAGACCUUAAAGGUGGAAUUCCCACAAAUUUGGAGAAAUAAUAUUUUGACUCCAUCAUUAAAAAUAAGUUUUGUUUUUUUACUCUACUAGGUUAUUAUACAUAAUGUUAAAAAUGAUAUGCAAGACGUAUGGUGCUUCACACACUCACAGCACCACCAGAUGGCGACAUGCAGCGCGAGACGGAAGUAGUGUGGGUCAGUACAAAGGAAGAAAGCCUCCUGUGGGCGGAUUUAUGACAAGUUACAAUGCCACUUGACUGCAAAUUACUUCACCACUUGACUGCAAAUUACCUGCCCAUUGACGUCAGCUCAGAGUCCGGCGUCCAUCGCCUCUCUUCUCAUGUCCACCUCGCCGCUACCUGUGCACCCCCGGGAGGGUGUCAAGGGGAAACCAUCGAUGCUGCAAUAAAAAUCUCGCCUGGUUUAUGAUGUCCUUAUUGAUGCAUUUGUUAGCACUUGCUUCUUUUUUAAUUUAUAAGAUAAAAUUGACCCGUAAAAUAAACUCUGUGACUUUUUCUUGCCUUAUCACG
This is a messenger RNA of Pomacea canaliculata, 2298 nucleotides long. Its product is annotated as carbohydrate sulfotransferase 15-like. The record is from RefSeq and is a predicted model, not a curated record. NCBI's taxonomy places the organism in Eukaryota, Metazoa, Mollusca, Gastropoda, Architaenioglossa, Ampullariidae. Gene Ontology annotation, molecular function: N-acetylgalactosamine 4-sulfate 6-O-sulfotransferase activity. The transcript is spliced from 9 exons. The coding region runs from base 153 to 1451 and encodes 432 amino acids. Gene Ontology annotation, biological process: hexose biosynthetic process.